UUGAAAUUGUAAUCAUUUUCCAUUAUUUAAAUCUAGCCUAACUUAUUUCUAAACUUACUCUAACCAUGGGAGGAUAUGUCACAAGAGAGCGAUUCGAAUGGGAUUAUUCAGACCAACCUCACACAGAUCGGAGAAUACAGAUGCUUAGUCAAUACCCACAACUCAAGAGAUUGAUGAAGGUAAAUCCACAUUUCAAGUGGGUUGUAUGUGCCCAAGUUGCCGCACAAUUUGUUGCUUGCUAUCUUGUCAGAGAUCUGUCGUGGCCAUGGCUUUUACUAUGGGCAUAUAUUUUGGGAGGAACAUUGAAUCAUAGCUUAACACUUGCAAUACACGAAAUGUCUCACAAUCAAGCAUAUGGACAUGGAAGUAAAAGCAGGUGGAAUGGAAUUUUUGCCAUGUUUGCGAACCUCCCUAUCGGCAUUCCUUACUCUGUAUCAUUCAAGAAAUAUCACCUCGAUCAUCACCGAUGUCAAGGGGUAGACGGAAUCGACACCGACAUCCCAACAGAAUUUGAAGGUGUUUUGUUUUGCACAACGCUACGUAAGUCUUUAUGGGUUUUACUGCAGCCAUUACUCUAUGCAAUACGACCUCUGUACAUCAAUCCGAAACCUUUACACAACAAGACCUCAUCAAUGCCACUUGCCCAGAUCACGUUCAAUGUUUUUUUGGUUUGGAUGUGGGGAGGACGAGCCCUUGCGUAUCUUCUCAUUGGUACCUACCUAGGCCUGGCAAUUCAUCCCGUUUCAGGACAUUUUAUAUCUGAGCAUUACAUGUUUUUAAAGGGACACGAAACCUACUCAUAUUACGGGCCUUUGAACAUGUUAACAUACAAUGUAGGAUAUCACAUGGAACACCAUGAUUUUCCAAGCAUUCCAGGAGCCAAAUUGCCACUGGUUCAGAAGAUAGCACCGGAUUUCUACGACGAUCUUCCCCGCCAUGACUCCUGGCCCGGAGUAAUAAAAGAAUUUAUAACCGAUCCAGACGUAGGACCUUACUCCAGAAUUAAAAGGAAAGACUAUUCGGGACAAAACGGGAAGGACCAGAAUGCAAACGGAAAAAUAUUCAACGGAGAGAUAUCGAAAUGAAUGUCUAUCCACUGAUCACCGAAAAGCAUGAUAAUUUAAACUAUAUAAUUGAUGCCCCAUUACAAUUUGUACGCUUUGCUACCGAAGGGUCCACAAACAAAAGCUUUGCACGCAAUGUGAGUGUAUCCAUUGAACGACGGAAUUUGAAUUUUUUACUCCUGUAUUCAACUCAACCACACAUGGCAUUCACGUUAUAUUUGAUACAAGUCACACACACCCGCUUCUUGCCUAUUUAUUUUCUACGUUAUUUAACAUUGAACUAUUGCUGUUAUAGGAAAUUUAGCCAGAAAUUCAAAUAAAUAUGAAAACGUGAAAUA
Molecule: messenger RNA, 1402 nt
Organism: Styela clava
Lineage: Eukaryota; Metazoa; Chordata; Ascidiacea; Stolidobranchia; Styelidae
Product: sphingolipid delta(4)-desaturase DES1-like
Biological process (GO): ceramide biosynthetic process
Cellular component (GO): membrane
Molecular function (GO): sphingolipid delta-4 desaturase activity
Source: RefSeq, a predicted model, not a curated record